AUGAGUUAAAAUUACAAAUCAUGUCAAUUCAAUCAGAACGGGAUCGUUUGAAUUUACUGAUUAGUGAAUAUGUUAGUGACAAUUUAUCAACUUCAAUUGAUCGUAAUAUAAAGUCUCGAAAGGAUGCAUUAUGGAAAUUAAUUGCUGAUUUACGAUUAGCUUUUGAAAAUCCUAAUAGUUUAAAAACAAGUAUAAAUAGGUUGCAUGAUAUAUAUAAGCAAGAUGUUGAAAAAUCUAUUACAAGAAAUACAUGUGGAAGGCGUAUGAAAAAUGUUAUUACUAAUUUAGUUUCCCAGCAAAAACAACAAAAACAAAAACAUUAG
This is a messenger RNA of Funneliformis geosporum, 323 nucleotides long. Lineage: Eukaryota; Fungi; Glomeromycota; Glomeromycetes; Glomerales; Glomeraceae. The record is from the annotation of a GenBank genome assembly.